CAAUCUCCAUCAUAGUGAUCAUGGCAUCAAUCUGGCACCAUUCGAGUCGGUAGAAGGGCAUCCGGAAAUUUAAUGGCGGUCUCGAUUUGGUACACUAGAUCGCUCUGUUUAUCCCCGGAAUUCUUCAUUUCCGCCUAAAAAUCACAGUGACGGCACGCCGCUGGGAGCUGGGUCUGGAGACUGAAGGAUCAGAUGACAAUUCUUUUGCUUUAUAGACCUUUGACGAUUUUUGUCUGCCUCUGUCUUUCUUCUGCUUAGCUCAGUUGUGCCUACUUUUGUUUCAGUCUUUUGAACAACCCAAAUCUGCUUUUCUAAAGCCAUCUCUUUUGGGGCACAACUGGCAGAAGUGUUACGGACCAUAUAACGGGAAGCAAUUUUUGAGCACCAGAAGCCAAAAUCAAGCAUCAAAAUGAACCCAAAAAACCCUCUGGGUAUCAUAGACGCUUCUUGUCAACCGCCUUCGCAGGUACAAAGCCGAUCUCCUGGCCAAUUACAGUCGGAAGAAGAGAUGAUCGGAUUGGAUCCGACGCCGGCCCAUCCAAUGCGUACGUUGUCGCGGGAGUCCAGCUUUGCACAAUUUGCGUCGUGGCAACCUGGAAGCCCGCUUGAUUCCGACAGCCAGUCGCCUUCAUACCCCUAUAGACAAUAUUCCCAAUCCAGCGAGAAUGACAAUUCCAGCUGCAACUCACCAUCUCCUGGCCUUCUCCGAUCAUCAUCAGGGCUCCCUCUAUUGAGCCACAGAGACACUGCAAGCCCCAUACGCCCAAUCCCAGCUUCGAGACUGUCAGAACUACGGGGGCACACUGCUUCCACAAAGCAAAAUCCUGAGUAUGCCGGACGGGGACAUCAUCACCAUAAGUUCCCGUCACUCUCGCGCCUCCCAAAGCAGUCUAAGGCUUCCUCUACAGCAGUUGCCUCUGGUCAGUCAAUGGAACUUGAAGAACUUCCGCAUGGCCAUCGUACGAGGCCCUCACAAGCUCGUUUCGAUGAUUCUUCGAGCCACGAGCAUGGUGCUAAAUCCUCUGCUCCGUCUCUCUCGUAUAUAUCAGAUGAACACCGUGAUGAUCUCCGACGAAAGCUCCCUCGAGAACUAAGGCGCCAGCAUCAGUGUGAUGAGUUGGAGUCGGAUCUGAUCAAGGAAGCUCUGACAGUUGGAGAUAUCUUGUCAUUUCUUCGGGACUAUUCACAGUUCCGGGAGCGACCUUCUGGCAAGAUCUUCGACUCGUUGAUAUGGGUGGAAACGUUCGCUCCCCCAGUUGUGGCACCUGUCUCAGAUCCAGAAAAUCAAGCCGUAGAUAGAAAAUCAUUGGGUCCUGAGAAAGGGCGACGAAAGAAAGGCCGAUCCAAGAACAGCGAAGACGCUUCCGCGUUUCUUCCAAAGGAGAGCUUCUCCCAGAAUUUAUGUCGCUUACGUUCUUUGCUACAAACGCAAAAAUGCAAUUGCUCUUUGCAACUCUGCAUCCUGGCGACGAAGAGCGACUGCGUCGAAGAAAUGUUCUCCUUCAUGCAAAAAGCUAAAGCAUCAACAAAGGCUCAGAUUGGCCGAUUGUUCGGCGCACCUCGGCGCGCCCUUAUUCACACUGUCUCUCUAGAGUGGGACCUUGAGGAGGACGCGUUCCGCCGUUUGCUCGAAGUCAACACUUCUGAAAGUGUGUCCGUUAGGCUUCCUUCUGCUGGUCCGCCUCCGCCCCCGUUUGAUCUUAGCCAUUUGGAUGGGACCUCUUUUACGCUACGCUGGCAAGCCAAGUGCCCCAAGUAUACCAUGGAUUUUGACGUCUAUGUAUGGCAACCUUUUCGCAAGCCUCCGCGCGAUAGAUAUGUUCAAGUACAUGUGCUUCCGACGCACAGUUACAAUGCUCGACGCAUGAUUCUCUUGGUGGAAGACUCCCAUCAGCUACGCAGACUUCGAGAAUCCAGGCUACAAAUUCGAAGCGACAAGGUUCAAAACCAAUUCCUAGUGGAAGAUGAAAUUCUCACGACAACAUUUGUUGUCUUUGAUCAUAUGCUCUCUGAUACGACUCGGUUCUUGGAAGGGGCCAUUGAGCAAUGCAACCAGCUGCUUUAUGAUGGUAGAGCGAGGCCUUCUGGAAGCAAAGUCCAGUUCCUUGCUCACUUGAACGACUGUCUGAACAAGGCAGUUGAGGACCUCGGGCAUAGCCUCAUCUGUCUAUCCCAAGUGCAGCGUUUUCUGGAAGAGUGCGGGCAGAGCCUUCCUGAUUGGGAUGCUAGAGACUCCUACAUGAAGCAUACCUGCAAUCUCAAGGUGGACCUCGAAUUUCUUCAAGACGAGUUUCGUGGUCUGGGCAAGCGAGUGAACGGUUUUGACGGACUUCGUACCAUGAUAAAUGAGCACAUAAAUCUAUUGCAAAAUCGUCGUACAAUGAUUAUUACAGUACUUCUCGCGCUCUACGUUCCACUUUCAUUCAUGACGUCAUUCCUCGGCAUGAAUGUCUGGACAGAAAGGCCUAAAAAGGGGCAAAAAGCUGAUGGCAAGAUAUGGUCACUGAAUACAUUCUUCAUUGUUUCACUGCCAUUAGCAUUCGGCUCAAUCGUCGUUCCGCUCAUUUUGGGAGCCAUCAUCCGAUAUAUUGUGCAAUACAUUCUAAAGCAUCGCGCGUAUUGGCGUAUUAUUUGCGCUUUCCUUUUGUUUGUCUAUGCGCUCACCUGUUAUAUUCUUGUGCCUAUAUUACUUCCACCGAUCCCCGGCAGCACCUUUGUUGGAGCCCUUCUGAUGAUUAUCACUGAUAUACUUCUCAUUUUUUUCGCCAUCUGGAAAGUUUAUUGGGCC
Messenger RNA from Xylona heveae TC161, 2788 nucleotides. RefSeq lists its product as hypothetical. Gene Ontology annotation, cellular component: membrane. Gene Ontology annotation, molecular function: metal ion transmembrane transporter activity. Gene Ontology annotation, biological process: metal ion transport; transmembrane transport. The transcript is spliced from 7 exons. NCBI's taxonomy places the organism in Eukaryota, Fungi, Ascomycota, Xylonomycetes, Xylonales, Xylonaceae. The record is from RefSeq and is a predicted model, not a curated record. The annotation marks the transcript as partial.